Messenger RNA from Linum trigynum, 3995 nucleotides. NCBI's taxonomy places the organism in Eukaryota, Viridiplantae, Streptophyta, Magnoliopsida, Malpighiales, Linaceae. The record is from the annotation of a GenBank genome assembly.
CUAACCCGUCACGCGAAAUUGCAAAAUAGUCUCAUAGUCUGGCUUUCAGAUGAGGCCUCUGCUAGUUUAUCUUUCGGUAGAGAAAUUUUACAAUGCUAUAUAGUAUUGGUGCUAUAGGUUUUAUCUUUAUGGUACAACUUAAAAUUGUACGUAUAUUUACAUUAUGGUACAACUUCAGAUUGUACCUAUACUUUUGGUACAAAUUCUUUUAUGGUACAACUUGAACUUGUACCUUCAAGUUGUAAAGUUGUACCAUAACAUAAUGAUACAAAUUGCUUUAUGGUACAACCUAAACUUAUAGAUUUAAUGUUAUGGUACAACUUUAAAUUGUACAUUAAAACACCAAUACUAUAUAGCAUAGUAGAAGUGCUCUAUCUCGGUAUACCACUCAUUGCAAUAAAACUCACCUUAAAGGAUUGUAAGGCUUUAAUUGAUAAGAUCACAAAAAGGAUAGAUGAUGGGAAAGCAAGAUUACUGUCUUAUGCAAGGAAGAUCUAGCUUGUUAUUUAUGCGUUAGCAAGCAUCACCAAAUACUGGAUGAGUAUCUUCCAGCUUCAAGGCAAUGUGUUAGCAAGGCACUAAUUAUACUCUAAUCAAAACCAAUACAUAAGAUAAUAAUUUAAUUGCGUGAUUUUCUCGUUUGAUAUGAACGAGACUACCGCAUAGAAAACAUAAACAUAAACUUCACGACUUAAGAGGGUAUGCGGGUACAGUUGCCCUAAUAAAUCCAUGAGUGGUUCUUACUUCUUAGCAUCCAUCCAUUUCAUACCCAUGAAUUUUUUACAUACUAGAAUAAUUUACACUUGCUUCAAAAUAAUUCGAGGCAUAUUCUCCCAUAAAUUCAGCUAAGUUUUGACAGACAUAAGAGGAAUCGUGCACAUCUAUAUAGAUAGGGAAGAGCAAAUGCAGGUGUUGGGGGGAUGAACUUGGGUGGCGAUUGCAUCUGUGUAUUUGAAAACCCGAAUAACUGUGACCGUGAUAAUGUUAAUUAAACCAAAACCAUUAAAAAAGAAGGUUGAUUAAACAACGGUAACAGACUUUGUGCGUUCUUCAAAAUAACUACUCAUCACAUGCAGAUUCAUACCUUCUUUUACAUAUUUGCGUUUUGAGCUAAUAAUUAAUUAAGUAAUCAAGGAGUCAGCUGAUAGAUUCAAUGUACGAUUUUGCAGCCAACGUACACAACGUCCCACCAGAGGGCCACCCUAAACCUAAUUAGUGUGGAGGAAGAAAUAUUCAACAAAGAUUAUCAUGUACAAGAACGUAAGUGUGCUAACAUCUUAUGUGCUAGUACUUAAUUAAUUAAUGUAUAUAGUAGCUUCUUCCUUCAUCAUAUCCUCCUCUCGUAGUUUCUGCCUCUCACUCUCCACCUCUACAUUCACUUCUCUCGCUAUGAAAACAAACCUAGCAUGUUACUUGUAAAAGAUAUCAUUUCACAAUUAUAAAAAAAAGUUUAUUACUUGUGAUCCUCUAUAAUGUUUAUGAUUUCAGAUGACCCAAAAAAAAAAGCUAAAAUGUCCUUGCAGAAAGUAGCUUUCACAAAAAAGGAAGGUGGGUUAGGGUGUAUGGAUUUGAAAUCCUGGAAUACUAUAUGUGUAACUAGGCAUAUAUGGGCUAUGUUGUCUGAUAUGGACACUAUGUGGAUUGCAUGGUUAAAGGAAUAUCGGUUGAGGAACUUGUCAAUAUGGGAUACAUAUUUCAGGUUCUUGGACUUGGAACAUAAUUCUGCAGGCUCGUUCUAUGAUUGCAGCAGAUCAGUUCCAGUGCUCAAAUCAAGGGGUUCUGUGGAAGGGUGUGAAAAUGGAAAAGUAUAGUAUCAAACAGAUUUGGGAGGCUAUCAGACCAAGGGGAGAGCUGCUGCCUGGAUGUCAGUUAAUCUGGGGUCAGUUUCAGAUCCCUAGAAACUCUCUGUUAGUAUGGCUUGCCAUGAUUGAUAGAAUCAACACUCUUGAUAAAAUCAAAAAGUGGAAGACUGAUGUAGAUGAAACCUGUCCUCUAUGCAUGAUCUUACUAGAAAGUCGAGACCAUAUUUUCCCUUAGUGCAGCUAUACCCAGAAUUGCUUGAGAUUUUUCCCUGCAAACUGGGGGUAUUUUUCUUCUGGUGGCUGGCAGGAGAGUUGGAGGACUACUACUAAGAGGUUGGGAAAGUGCAGGAUUGGGCGCCUGAUGUGGUGUUUGCUAAUUAGUGAAGUUUGGAGGGAGAGGUGUCGUCGGUUAUAUGGCAAGACGUACCUCACUUGUGAUUAGUUGAUUUCAAAAAUGCUGAAGAUCUUGGGGGAUUUGGAAUGUGGAAAUUGUGAGUUUGCAGCAGCUGUGGUAGUGAAGCCUUAUAUGUAGCAAGUAGAUAUGGAUAGACUGUUUUUGAAACUGUUAGCUUGUAUAGUCAGUUUGAGUUUGUUUGUUUGAUUCUCGAACAGAUUGUGUAGAAAUCUGGAUCUAUGUAAAACAUAUGAGUGUAGAUCGUAUUUGAUGAAAUAAAAUCUCCUCUUUUCAUAAAAAAAAAAAAUAAAUUAGCAGUGACACACGCAUGUUCCCCAUAUAAUUUUUUAAAAUGACAAUUGUGCUCCUCCCCUUAUAAAUCCGCAUUAAUUGUGGUCAACCCCUUCGAUAUAAAAACUCAUCAAAACUUCUACACAGAAAAGGUCAUCGAAACAAAAUAUUCAUAUUGGCUGGAAUUAAUAUUAGCAUCAUGCUCUACCAAAUUGGGUGUUAGCACCCUAACCUAAGUUAGUAUGUAUGGAGCUGGUGCUAUGAGCCAUUGUUAGAAACGCGCGACUUUUUUAUUUUUUAUAACCGAUAACCCUUACUCGUGGUUGCCACAUUGUAACACCACGAGCAGGUUAACUUGGGUAUGCGGCCUCACGGGCCAUGUCCAUCCUCGAGGGUAAGGAUACACCUCGCGCCUACAUGUGCAGCCGUGGAUUGAACCGGGUCGUUUGGCUAGGAUCUUCUCACAGAUAGCAAGAGCUGUCGCUAGGCUACGUGCUCUUUCGCAGGUCGCCGACUUCUCCUCCCAUUUCUCUUCUUCAAAUUCUUCUUCGUCAUCUCUAACUCUCCUCUUCAAACCCUACAAUUACCCCAAUUUUUCGUUUAUCUAUCACCCAUGCAAGCGACUGUGACGAGAAUCCGAAGUAAAAUCCGUGUUGAUGCCUAGCUACGGGUGACCUAAUUUAGCUUAAGAGAAUUGAGAGUGAGAUGGUAACACCAUGCCAUGGUUAUUGUUGUACAUUUGAAGGUAGCCUCCGUUGAGACAUGUCUAGAGCAUCGAUGGAAUUUUCAUUGACCAUAAAAACAAUUUGUCAAAGUAAUUUAUUGUUGAAGUUACCGUACAUAUAUACGUUCAAACCAUCCGUAAUUACUAUUAGGAAGAUUUGAUUAUACAAUUUGAUGACCAAGGGAUGGAUUUGACCUUUGAAUAUUUCAACAAGCUACCUAGUUUGGUACGUAUACGUGAUAAUUACUCUUCCCCCCUUUUCACCAAGUCAACGGUUCAUAUGGAUACUUUUUUUUACCGGCCGCUCUCGCAAAUGUGAAAUGUCUCGAAAGUACGUAACCGUGAAAACAACGUAGAGUCAGUAAUAAAUGCACUUUGGUGAGACGGCCGUCCGUUUAGGCUGCUUGUUAAUUCCCCAAUCAACUCUUUUACUGAGUUAGAAAGUUUGGAUGAGUGAUUUAGUACGGCUAAUAUGGUAUUACAUAAAUGGAAUGACAGAAUGGUAAUAUUAUACAAAUGAGUUAUUUAAACGCUUUCGAAACAAACUUUACAUGAGCACUUCUACUAUGCUAUAUAGCAUUGGUGCUUUAAUGUACAACUCAAAGUUGUACCAUAACAUUAAAUGUAUAAGUUUAGGUUGUACCAUAAUGCAAUUUGUACCAUUAUGUUAUGGUACAACUUUACAACUUGAAGUUGUACCAUCACAUAAAGGUACAAGUUCAAGUUGUACCAUAAAAGAAUUUGUACAAAAAAUAUAGGUACAAUAUAAAGUUGUACCAUAACG